Messenger RNA from Lytechinus variegatus (green sea urchin), 2239 nucleotides. It is a transcript of the gene arhgap19, whose product is annotated as rho GTPase-activating protein 19-like. NCBI's taxonomy places the organism in Eukaryota, Metazoa, Echinodermata, Echinoidea, Temnopleuroida, Toxopneustidae. Gene Ontology annotation, biological process: regulation of small GTPase mediated signal transduction; signal transduction. Gene Ontology annotation, cellular component: cytoplasm. Gene Ontology annotation, molecular function: GTPase activator activity. The record is from RefSeq and is a predicted model, not a curated record. The transcript is spliced from 15 exons. The coding region runs from base 155 to 2236 and encodes 693 amino acids.
AUUGUAUUUUCGAAGUCUACCUGUCGUGCGAAAUUUGAUUUUACGAGCACAGUUCCGCCUCGUUUUCACAAAGUUAAUUUGAUUUUUGAUAAAUCGACUGUCUAAUUUCUAGGUUUCCCUUAAACAUCAGGAAGUUUAAAGAACUACUAAGAAAAUGAGUGGGCGAGACGUUCUGUGUAACCCGCUCUACUAUGUCGAGGUGAUGCGACACAAGUACCCCGAGACACUGAAUGACUGGUGCUGCAUUGAGCUAUCCCACAGAUUAGAUUUCAGCGGAACUGAUGGCCUUGGUCAGGUCCUCAUGGGGAAGGUGGAUGUCAGGCAAGGGAAGACAAUCAUCAGGAAAUUCACCAGGCAUAAGAAGAAAGCAGCUGCCCUCCAGCCUCAAUUGACAAUAUUUGGUGCACCAUUGAGUGAGGAAAGUUACAGUAAAGCCAGACAGCUCAUUGACUAUUUGAAAGAUCAUGUGCAUGUCGAAGGGUUGUUCCGCAUCCCCGGGAACUCCCACCGUCAGCAGCGCCUCAAGGAAUUCCUCAGCAUGGGGAGAACCGUAGACCUAGAGAGCUCAGAGUUUACUCCCCAUGAUGCUGCCUGUGUCCUCAAAACCUUCCUGAGUGAGCUCCCAGAACCUCUCCUAACAGACAGACAUUAUGAAGCCCAUAUACAGGCUGCAGAGCUCACGUACAAGCUUGAGAUUCUUCCGCACCAAACGCCCGAGAUGCUUGGGAGGCUGAGAGCGACACGGACAACCUGUCAAGUGGGGGCGCUCCGCUACCUGUUCCUGAUGCUCCAACCGUGCACGUAUAAACUCCUUCGGGAUGUGAUGGAACUGCUGCACACCGUAGCAGCCAAUGAAGUUACAAACAAGAUGAAUGCCUCGAGUCUUGGCAUCCUCUUUGCACCCCAUGUCCUCUGGCCCAGAUUUUUGACCACAAAUGAUUUGAAGGAUCAAACUUACAUCAAUAAACUCAACUAUGCUGUUGAGUUCAUGAUCAGCUAUUACACCAGCAUCUUCAAGGUUCCAGACCAUAUGCUGAGAAAGUGUGAAUUAUUUGUCAAAAAUGGAGGCAAGCUACCAGAAGAUGAAGAGGAAGAUUUGUGCCAUCGAAGGUCCCAGUCUGAUGAUGAAUUGGAAUCAGAUCGGAGGUUACCCAUAAGCCACCCAGAGACAGAAUCAGUGACGAUCCACAAUAAAAUAGAUUACACUCGGGACGCCCUUGCUCAGCUGUAUGCAGACGUUCAGGCUAUGCCAGAGAGCUCCAAGAAACGCAAGCUCAUGAAGCAGGAUGAAUGUAGAAGCAUGGUUAACAAGUUUGUCCAGAACAGCUAUCUCCCCGGCACACCUACCAAAGUGAGAGACGAUGCGGUCCAGAUGGCCAAGACCCAAGAGCGGUCCCGGAAGCACCACAGACGGAGCAGAUCAGCUGGGGAUUUGCUUGUGAAGCAGCUAAGUACUCCGUUCAGCAGUCGCAAGAAGAGGCUUGCUCCUAAUCCACCCCCUCAAAAAGUUUUGCCGACGUCACGUUCUGUUGAGGAUGCAGAGUACGAGGAUGACCUGGUACAUGGCAUGAAUGACCUCAAUAGUUCAAGAGGAAGGAGAGAUAUGACACCAGGCAGUCCGUUUAGAAUGUCAAUGAAACACACAAAGGAAUUAAACAUCCCCUCACCUGCACCACGCACCCCAGGGUCCCACCGGCGUAACGCCACCCCUAGUGGCCGUCCGGCAUCUCAGAGUCAGAGGACCAAGCAGCCCCUCCCAUCCAGUAGAGAGCCCCGACCUAGCAAGCCAACAAACAGUAGUACUAGGAGACAAGUGCUCAAGCCCCAGAGUGAUAACAUCACUCCAACCCGCAAGGCACCGACCGCACCCCCAAAGAAGUACUCUCCCUAUAUCCCACCCCCAAGGAGCCAUUCUUCGCCAAAAGACUUGGAAUACACAGAUACAACAGAGAAUUCCACAAGGCGAGGUCUUCCUCAUCCCAGAGGCCACUCGUCCCCGAAGGAGAUGAUUCGAGGGACAUCAUCAAGGCAAUCACAUUCCAGAAGGACUCCGGUUCCUGCUCCUCGAACUAACACCCCACCUGUCUCCGUCACCAAACCAAGGAAACGACGGAGUGAUGGCACACCAGUUGAUAGUCCAUUGGUUGUAGAUAGUCGUGAUUACGGUUCAUCCUCACACAGACCAGUACCAAAACCAAGGAUAGUUGAUAAAAGGCAACUGCAUACCGCUGUUUGAGUA